AUGGGGACACAAACAACCCCAAAUAAAGAGCUCUUCUUGAGUGGAUGUUUAAGUGUUUUGAAAGAACAAAAAGCCGAUGUAAGGCUAAAGCCAUGUGACAGUCGUAAAAAGGCAGCUAUCUCUGCCCAUAAGCUUAUUCUGUCUGCAAGAUCAGAGGUGUUUAAGAAGAUGUUUGAAUCAGACCAAUGCAAGGCUUCGUCUAGGCUGGAGACAAUCACUCUCUCGGAGCUGAGACAUGAAGAGUUAGAAGCUUUCGUUGAGUUCAUCUACAGCGACGGCUCUAUUCUUUCAGAGAAGGCGAAGCAACACGUUAGGUCACUCUAUCGUGCAGCCGACAAAUAUGAGAUUCCGCAUCUGCGUGGCCUAUGCAGAAAUGAACUUAUAGCAACUCUUGACUCUUCGGAUGCUCUUAGAGUUCUUACGCUCGCUGAAAUCCCUCUCGACCAAGCCCUCAGCGAUGCCGCGCUCAAAGUCAUAAAAAUCAAUAAAAGCAUGAUUUCUACCUCCACGGAGUUCGAGGGUUUCGUCUUCGAUCACCCAAAUCUUACCGUGCAGAUAGUGAAGGCUAUUUCGGCCAAGUGUCUUCGCUGUCCUCUUCCUUGUUGUUACUGUUCUUAUCAUUAA
Molecule: messenger RNA, 624 nt
Organism: Thlaspi arvense
Lineage: Eukaryota; Viridiplantae; Streptophyta; Magnoliopsida; Brassicales; Brassicaceae
Source: the annotation of a GenBank genome assembly